CCGAAGCCCACACUCCCGGCGCACAAUAGCACCCCCGGCUCUCGAAAACCCAAACCAACUUACAUAACAGCUUGCGCCAAAACAACACGAAAGGCAGGAGGAAGAACAAGUAGAAACCCAGAUGAGUGCCACGCCAAUCGCCGCUCUCAACUCCAAAGACCGCUUCCCCCGGAAAUCACUCGCUGUGAAUUGUAAGUGGGAUGUGAUCUGUUACCGAGUUUUGAAUUUGGUUUGGUGGGUUUUAUGUGCAUUGGUUGCAUUACAUGUUGGACUCGGAGGUCAGUGACCAGCUUGUGGCUGCGGCCGAGGUUGGGGAGGGUGAUGUGGUGUUGGAAAUUGGGCGAAAUGGUUCUUUGACUAAUGUUCUUAUCAACGCCGGUGCCACUGUGCUCGCUAUUGAAAAGGAUCCAUACAUGGCUACUCUUGUAAGCGAAAAAUUUGCGGAGACUGGUCGGUUGAAGGUUUUGCAUGAAGACUCUGUUAAAUGUCAUAUUCAUUCAGAUUUGUCAUCAUUGUUGAGAAGUAUAGAGUCAUCCGGUGCAAGUUUAAGGCAGGCAUAAGUAGUCGCUAAUAUAUCCUUUAAUAUAAGUACAGAUGUAGUCAGACAACUUCUUCUGAUGGGUGACAUUUUCUCUGAAGUAGUUCUUUUACUCCAGGAGGAGACAGCUUUUCGCCUGGUGGAGUCAUAUCUGCGGACAUCUGAGUGCCGGCCUGUCAACGUCUUCGUCAAUUUCUAUUCAGAUCCGGUAUUCAAAUUUAAAGUCCCCAGGGCAAACUUCUUUCCUCAGCCUAAUGUUGAUGCUGCUGUGGUUAAGUUUAGGCUCAAGCAACCUGCACAUUAUCCCCCAGUUUCUUCAACUAAAAGCUUCUUCUCUAUGGUCAAUUCAGCUUUUAAUGGGAAACGCAAAAUGUUGCGGAAAACACUUCAGCACAAAUGCGCACCCUCGGAGAUUGAAAGUGCUUUGGAAAAUGUUGGUCGACCUGCCACGUCAAGACCAGAAGAGUUGACCACAGAGGAUUUUGUGAACCUGCAUAAUUUGAUUGUGAAAUAGUAACCUUUCGCCGUCUCA
Molecule: messenger RNA, 1070 nt
Organism: Argentina anserina (silverweed cinquefoil)
Lineage: Eukaryota; Viridiplantae; Streptophyta; Magnoliopsida; Rosales; Rosaceae
Product: ribosomal RNA small subunit methyltransferase, chloroplastic
Biological process (GO): rRNA methylation
Molecular function (GO): rRNA (adenine-N6,N6-)-dimethyltransferase activity
Source: RefSeq, a predicted model, not a curated record